This is a messenger RNA of Saccharomyces eubayanus, 531 nucleotides long. It is a transcript of the gene ALB1, whose product is annotated as Alb1p. The transcript has a single exon. The record is from RefSeq and is a predicted model, not a curated record. The coding region runs from base 1 to 531 and encodes 176 amino acids. NCBI's taxonomy places the organism in Eukaryota, Fungi, Ascomycota, Saccharomycetes, Saccharomycetales, Saccharomycetaceae.
AUGCCUUCCAAGAACUCAAUCAAUAGACCUAAGCUAACUUCAAACCUGAACCACAGGGUGCACUCUUUGGGUAAGAAGAGAGCUCAAAGAGAAAAAGCAGGUCUGUUGCAGCCAGCCAGAUCCAGCGCAAACUCUAGAUCCGGGGAAAUCAAAUCUGUAGCACUGGACCUAUACUUCCAAAAUAAGAAGGAUGCAGGCGAAACUUCCACCGCUGUGACCCUACCAACACCACCAUCUCACCCAGCUUCCAUCACUACAAGGACCCUUUCCAAGAAGAGGGCUAAGAAAAUCGAAAGAAACUUGAAAUACGCUGCGCAAAGAAAACUGUUAGUCGAUGCAAGUGCUAAAGUAGAAGACGAUAUGGACAUCGACUUGGACAGCACCAAGAAGGUGAAAGAAAAUGAAAAGAAGAAAAGUUCUUUGACUUUGGUUAAGGAAGCUUUGUGGAAUGUGAUUGACGACACCUCGUCUCACGGCUUACUCAUCGAGAACGGACAAGGUACUACUUUGGGUGGCCCAUUCUUCCCAUGA